Molecule: messenger RNA, 2568 nt
Organism: Ctenocephalides felis (cat flea)
Lineage: Eukaryota; Metazoa; Arthropoda; Insecta; Siphonaptera; Pulicidae
Product: neurexin-3-like
Exons: 9
Coding region: 1-2568 (855 amino acids)
Source: RefSeq, a predicted model, not a curated record
AUGGAUGUCCAAAGUUUACACUUGGGUGGCCUGGUACACGCCGAGGAGGAAAUCCAAAUGACUAGUACUGUACCAGCUCUGAAAGGAGCAAUUCAGGGAUUAGUGUACAAUGGCAGAAGGUAUAUAGAAUUAGCCAAAUCAUUAGGAGUGGCUGAAGGAACUACCGGAAGAACCGAAGUCGGAAGAAAUGCAUCGGCACAUUCAGGAAAUGCUGUUACCGCCAGAUUUGUAAGAUCAGAGCAGCCGGUUCCUUAUAAUGUGGUAACCUUCAAAUCUAAGCAUACGUUUCUGGGACUGCCAACACUAAAAGCUUAUUGGGAUUUGCAAGUGGACUUACAAUUUAGAACGCUUGAAUCGUCUGGUAUUCUUUUGUAUAAUGCUGGUCGAAGAGGUGACUUUUUCGCCUUAGAAUUGAAUGCUGGCCGUGUAAGAGCAGUAUUGGAUUUAGGAGAUGGCCCAAUUAUUUUGGAAAGUAAAGGCUCCAGCAGUAAUCCACUGAAUGAUAAUAGAUGGCAUUCUGUUCACCUGAGAAGACCUGCUCCAAAUGUUCAUUCGUUGGAGGUAGAUGAUAAAGUUGAUCUUCAUACAAGUACAGGAUCAAAUAUCAAUUUGGACUUAGAAGGACUACUUUAUGUUGGAGGUGUACAAAAAGAUAUGUAUUCAGGACUUCCCAGUUCUGUUUUGUCACGAACAGGUUUUGAAGGUUGCCUUGCUAGUUUAGACUUAGGCGGUGAAAGUCCAGUACCAACUGAACACGCAGUUGUUCCUAGCUCCCUGGUUUCUUCUGGCUGCGAAGGUCCGACAAAGUGCAGUCAAAGCGCCUGUGGUCAUCGAGGAGUGUGCGUCCAGCAGUGGAAUGCUUAUGCCUGCGAUUGCGACAUGACCUCCUAUACUGGGCCUACUUGCUUCGACGAAAGUGUUGCCUAUGAAUUUGGUCCUGGUCGAGGUGGUCUUGUUCAGUACGUUUUCCCUGACGGAAGACAACCUGAUACCGAAGAAGACGAUAUUGCAUUAGGUUUCAUUACAACGAGAUCGGAUGCUGUUUUGUUGAGGAUAGAUUCGGGCACUACGCAAGAUUAUAUGGAAUUAGAAAUGGUUGAAGGUAAUAUCUUCAUGGUGUAUAACGUGGGAUCACAUGAUCAUCCGCUGGGAGAUGUCGGGGUUAAAGUUAAUGAUAAUGUCUAUCAUGUAGUAAGAUUUUCAAGAAAAGGUGCCAAUGCUACUUUACAAGUAGAUGACUAUGAUGUUCAAGUAAAUCAACCACAGGGUCAGCAGUCGACCCUCUUCAACAGCAUGUCAACGAUUCAAGUGGGCGGUAAAUGGCCCAGGGACGGCAGCCGCGCCCGCGUCGAGCGUCCGUUCACGGGCGUCGUGGCGGGAUUGAGCGUCAACCGGCUGCGCGUCCUGGAUCUUGCUGCCGAUAACGCAAACGGCAUCACCGUAAGGCACGAAGCUCAACUUGUCACUGGAGUUUUGGAACGUAAUGAUGUCCUGCAACGAAUGCAACAGACCCCAGCAUCUGGCUAUCCAGGUCUCCUAGAUGACCUCAUAUUCUCUGGUGCCGGAUCAGGCUGCCGCGGUGAUGACGAAGACGAAUGUCCAGCUCUUCCUGAACAAGGCAGUGGGGCUGGUGAUGAUCUAGUGACUCCAGUUUACGCUCCAUCCACCCCAUCGUCCGGAAGGUCACGAGGCGGAGGCACCACUCCUUCGCAGAACCUCAAUGGAGCUGGAAAUAAUGGAUGUGAUGAUGAAGAUUGUCUGCAAGGUAGUGGAGCAGGAGAAGUCACCUCGCAGAGUGCGGGUGGAGGAGCUGUAGCAGGCGGAGGAACAGAUUUGAUUCCCGCUUACACAACUACUAUUGAAGAAGAUCACCAUCCAUCAACUAUAGGUUUCCAGUAUCCGUCAUCAACAACAACGCAAGAACAACCAUCAUCUUCCACCACGAAUCAAAUCACACAAUCGUCCUUCAGUCCAAAACAAGACUUGGAAAUAUCUACUGGUGGUACCACAACCGAUACAUGGCACCAAAGCACCACGAAUAACCAAUAUAACAGAAACAAUAAUGUCUACAGACCUCACACGGAAAUGCAACCGACUACUAGCACUUUAGACUAUAUCCACGAAGACUUUAUAGAGCCAGCAAGUACUGUUGGACCGCAUUUAGAAGAUAACGAAGUGGAUUUACCUUACUUCCCACAACCACCACCGUAUUAUCCCACUGCCAGGACACCGAAAAAUAAAAAGAAAGAUAGAAUUGUGUCCGAAACAUCAGAACAUGUUGCCACUGUUAUAGGCAUAGUAGCUGGUGCCCUUAUUGCAGUAAUUUUGGUUAUUAUAAUUAUACUCCUAAGGUUCAAAAAUAACAACGAGAGAAGUUAUAAAGUGGAUGAUGAAAAAUGCUUCCAGCAAGGACCUCUGCUGGCAAACCAGCCCGGGCCUGUCCAGCCUGUCAGCUAUGCCACGGCUCCUACAUUGCCCCUCAAUGGAGGAGUUAGGAACGGUUGCGAUUUGCAGAAACCGGUUGCUAAAAAACGCGAUUCAAAAGAUGUUAAAGAAUGGUACGUGUAA